AUGGCCAAAAGGGACCUGCUCUGGCUGACGGAGAAGGCUCUCCAUCUCGGAGAUGUGUGGGAGGUGCAGGACUCCUCCUACGAUAAUCAUCUCAAGGGCGACGACCCCAAGAAGGAGGCGGUCACGAUUUCGACUUCUCUUUUCCCCAUUCGACAGCCCGGGGCGCUGCUGUCUUGGCCCGGCCUCCCGGGUGAGAAGGUGAACCCCAGCUCCCUGGAGCAGACACUCAGAGCCCUGGUGAUCGGACUCAUGGCUGACGGGGCUGGAGCGGCGGCUGGACAUACAGGCCACGUUGGUCCUGUGGUGACUGGGGGCUCCCAGGAGAACCCCACCGCAGAGCCGGAGAGGUGGCCCCAGAGAAGGAGGCGUACGCCUGGGGCCGGGCCUCACCAGCCAGCCCCGGGCCACCUGCAGCAACAGGCCUCUCGCCGUCCAGGGGCUGGGUGUUCGGGCGCCGUGGGCAUGAGCUGCUGUCUGCACGGCAGCCGAGACAACACCAAAGUGUCUAGAAAUCCGGGCCAGGAGGAGGAGGGAGGGGGAUUGGCUGUGCCCGCCAGUGGCCUGAGAGCCCUGGCCGCCCGCAGAGACCUGACCCAGGGCCCGUGGGGAGGGCGUGGCCCACGGUCCCCAGCGCUGGCCGUCUCUGGGUUCCAGGAGAACUGCGCGAUCCUCGGGGAGCUGGUGAGGCUGCAGGCUCAGAAGUUCCGCCUGCUGGGGUUCAGCACGCGUGCCGACUCCGUGCUGGAGAUGAACAUGGCCAAGACCAGCCAGCUGGUGAACACUUUCCUAGAUGAGCUGGCCCAGAAGCUGAAGCCCCUCGGGGAGCAGGAGCCCGUGAUCCUGGAGCUAAAGAAGGCCGAGUGCCAGAGGCGGGGCCUGCACUUUGACGGGCCCAUCAACGUCUAGGACCUGCGCUACUACAUGAACCAGGGGGAGGACACGCGCUACCACGAGGACCAGUACCUGCUCAAUGAGUCCUUCCCCAUGCAGGUGGUCACGCGCGGGAGGCUGGGCAUCUCCCAGGAGCUGCUGGGGCUGACCUUCGACCUGGAGAAGGGCGCCAACAUGUGUCACGAAGAUGUGAGGCUCUACACGGUCCAGGACGCGGCCUCGGGCAAGGUCUCCAUCGGCAAGUUCUACCUGGACCUCUACCCUCGGGAAGGGAGGUCCGGGCACAUGGCCUGCUUUGGCCUGCAGCCGGGCUGCCUGCAGCAGGAUGGGAGCCGCCAGAUGACCAUCGUGGCCAUGGUGGCCAACUUCACCAAGCCUAUGCCCAACCCGCCCUCCCUGUUGCAGCAUGAUGAGCUAGAGACCUACUUCCAUGAGUUCUGGCAAGCGAUGCACCAGCUCCGCUCCCAGGAGGGUGCGGGCGCGGUGCUGCAGGCAGGGGGCGGGGAGGGCCCGGGCUCUCCCGUGGUCCUCCGGCAGUCUUGGUGGGGCACGGGCAACGCCGUCCCCCAGGGGCUGUGGGACAAGCUCAUCAACUCCCGGCAGGCCAACCCAGGCCUCUUCAACCUGUGCCAGAUCGUCCUGCCAGAUGUGGACCAGGCCCUGCACACGCAGACGCCCGCGGACCCGGUGCAGGAGAAUGCCCACCUCUGCCAGGAGAUCUUCGGGGGCCCAGCCACGCAACGGACCCACCUGCCUGCAACCUUCGGCCGCCUGGCAGGAAGCUACGACGCCCAGUCCUAUGGCUACCUGUGCAGCAAGGUGUACUCCAUGGACACGUUCCACACACGCUUCAAGCAGGAGGGCAUCCUGAGUGGCAAGGUUGCCAUGGACUACAGAAGCUGCAUUCUGAGGCCAGGGGGCUCCGAGGAUGCCAAGGGCAUGGUGACGCUCUUCCUGGGUUGCGACCCCACGCAGGAUGCCUUCCUCCUGAGCAAAGGGCUGCAGGUUGAGGGCUGCAAGCCGCCGGCCUGCUGA
Balaenoptera acutorostrata (minke whale) is the source of this 1926-nucleotide messenger RNA. RefSeq names its product thimet oligopeptidase-like. NCBI's taxonomy places the organism in Eukaryota, Metazoa, Chordata, Mammalia, Artiodactyla, Balaenopteridae. Gene Ontology annotation, cellular component: mitochondrial intermembrane space. The record is from RefSeq and is a predicted model, not a curated record. Gene Ontology annotation, molecular function: metalloendopeptidase activity. Gene Ontology annotation, biological process: proteolysis; peptide metabolic process.